Molecule: messenger RNA, 108 nt
Organism: Colletotrichum orchidophilum
Lineage: Eukaryota; Fungi; Ascomycota; Sordariomycetes; Glomerellales; Glomerellaceae
Exons: 1
Source: RefSeq, a predicted model, not a curated record
UGUACGAUAAGCUUAGUAGGACUAUUGUUGUUUAACUCCUUAAGGAAUUUUAAGAUAAAUACCCUAAGGGAACGUUAUUAUAUAUUUUUAAACUUUUAUACGGAUUAG